UGCAAAUUUACCUCCAACUUCCAAACCUUCCAUCUUCCCGCUCUGUCAAGAAUGUCCGAGAAUCCAUUGCAGGCUCUCUUCCAAACCUUUGAGAAAAUCUCAAACUCCGUCCAAACCCAUCUCUCCAAUCUCAUAGGCCAACCUCACUACCCAUCGCCCACUACCAUAAACCCUCUCUUGUCUUUAUCUUCCCCUUCCAAAUCCAAAGUAAACCGAUCAAACACUGACUCUGCUGCCUCUCUCCAACCCAAACACAUUCUCGACAAGGGAAAAUCUGGUUCACCUGUAACUAAAGAAGAUCUUGGAAGGGCCACAUGGACUUUUCUUCACACCCUUGCUGCUCAGUAUCCGGAUAAUCCAACAAGGCAACAGAAGAAGGAUGUAAAAGAAUUAAUGGCAAUAUUAUCUCGAAUGUACCCUUGCAAGGAGUGUGCAGAUCACUUUAAAGAAGUUCUGAGAGCAAAUCCUGUACAGGCUGGAUCUCAUGCUGAAUUUUCCCAAUGGCUAUGUCAUGUGCAUAAUGUUGUCAACAGAAGCCUUGGCAAACUGGUAUUCCCAUGCGAACGAGUUGAUGCAAGGUGGGGUAAGCUGGAGUGUGAGCAGCGUGCAUGUGAUCUACUGGGCAGUACAACAGAAUUUGGGGAAGAAAAACAUUAAAGUGUGUUGGUAUUAAAAGCAUUAGAAUACAACUUUUCUUUUUUAAGAACUUGCAAAUAAUAUUAUUUUUUUUUAUUGUCAAUGACACUAUUCUAAAUUA
Quercus lobata is the source of this 757-nucleotide messenger RNA. RefSeq names its product Erv1/Alr family protein (gene ERV1). The coding region runs from base 52 to 657 and encodes 201 amino acids. Lineage: Eukaryota; Viridiplantae; Streptophyta; Magnoliopsida; Fagales; Fagaceae. Gene Ontology annotation, molecular function: flavin adenine dinucleotide binding; flavin-dependent sulfhydryl oxidase activity. The transcript is spliced from 6 exons. Gene Ontology annotation, cellular component: mitochondrion. The record is from RefSeq and is a predicted model, not a curated record.